UCCUGCAGGAAAGGAGCUGUUCAGUCCUUUCCUGGCAGGGUUUGAAGUCUUUGAAGAAGGUAAUUCAUUGCAGCUUUCCCUGUUCCCCCCUCCCACCCCAGCCCCUGUCUGGAGGAGAGCCUCUGUCAUCCCAGGAGACAAGACAGAGGGGUCACUUGUUCAGCUCCUCUUUCUGGCACCUCCUCUCUCCCUCUCUCCUGGCUCACACUCCUCCUCCCUGGAGUGUUUAAAAAGACACCUCGACCAAGAAGGCAGAAGGGGAGAGAAGCUGAGGGGGAGAGAAGCAGAAGAAAGCGAGGAAACGGAAGCGGUGUCCAAGAUGGAGCCGAAGAUCCUGAUGACGGUCCUCCUGCUGGGUUUGCUCCGCGGGGCCGAGGCUCUGCCGUCCGCUCGCCUGUCUUGCUACAGGAAGAUGUUGGCGGAUCACAACUGCCACAGCGUCCCCGCAGGCACAACCAGUCUGCGGCGGGUAGACGGCGGAAACCUGCAGGAUCACUUCUGGGAAGGCAAGGGCUGUGAGAUCAUCUGCUACUGUAACUUCAGGGAGUUACUCUGCUGCCCAAAGGACAUCUUCUUCGGGCCAAAGAUCUCUUUUGUGAUCCCUUGUAACGUUCAGUGAGGCUCAUCGCACGGCCGCCAGCCGGAAAACACACCGCCGCCAUCCCGAAGGUGCCAUCGGUUCCAAGAGAAAUGGCUUCUUUUAGGAUCAAGUGCGGCUCAUCACCGCUCAGAACAGGACAAAAAGCGCCUGAUUCCAUUGAAUUUUAUUCCUUUUGGAGGCUUAUGACAGGCUGGUAUAAAAAAAUAAUAAUAAUGGCAGGCUGGUAAAUGUUCUGGAUUUGUUGGCGAGGCUGUUUGCCACAGCCUGGUCAAUGACUCUUCCCUUUCACCGAUAGUUGAAACUCUGAUUAAGAGGAUUUUGGCAACAAGUCCACAUCUGCGUGGCUCAGUGGAAAGAGCUCGGGCUUGGGACUCGGAGAUCAUGGGUUCGAAUCCCCGC
Messenger RNA from Ornithorhynchus anatinus (platypus), 1000 nucleotides. It is a transcript of the gene SCRG1, whose product is annotated as stimulator of chondrogenesis 1. NCBI's taxonomy places the organism in Eukaryota, Metazoa, Chordata, Mammalia, Monotremata, Ornithorhynchidae. The transcript has 3 exons. The coding region runs from base 320 to 619 and encodes 99 amino acids. The record is from RefSeq and is a predicted model, not a curated record.